Cynara cardunculus var. scolymus (artichoke) is the source of this 702-nucleotide messenger RNA. RefSeq lists its product as uncharacterized. The transcript is spliced from 3 exons. Lineage: Eukaryota; Viridiplantae; Streptophyta; Magnoliopsida; Asterales; Asteraceae. The record is from RefSeq and is a predicted model, not a curated record. The annotation marks the transcript as partial.
AUGGGAAGCAAUGCGAAAUCAGUUCGCCUGAAAGUAUUCGUGGACAAAAAGAAGAAAAAAGUGAUGUUUGCGGAAGCAGAUCAAGACUUUGUCGAAAUUCUCUUCAGUUUUCUCACUUUGCCUCUGGGAAAAAUCGCAAGACUCUCGAUCAAUCACGAGGACGGAAAGAAUGUAAAURUUGGAARMUUGACUUCUCUAUACGAAAGUGUUGUGAAUCUUGACAUCGAACGUUUAUCCAACGACGAGUGUAAAGUUGCGUUGGUUAAUCCAAGAAAUUCAUCGGCUGAUCUUUGUCARAAACUGAAAGUAAAUCUAAAUGAGAUGAAGCCAACCAUCGAUGAUUCUAACGACGAUGAUUAUGCUAAUUUUCUUCGUGUGACGGACUUUCUGCCUAUUUACGCUGCAAAUACACGGUUAGGUAGUUUCACGAAGGGGCAACCAACAUUCAUCGUCUCGGAUGAUCUCGAAGGAUCGCUCCCRCCGUCUAUUUCUACGAUUUCAAAAUUCAACACUCUUGGCAUUCCUGUUGGUGAUAUUGAGGUUCUGGAAGUGAGCAUUGGUGAACAAGAGAGCUUAGCUCAACUGGCAAUAAAGUUUGAUUAUUUAGGRUUUUUUACGGAGGUCACCGGUUCGAGUCCUACAAGGUCACUGGGAUUUUCCUGGUUGGCUGUUCAGUUCUUUACGGCCUUGGGAUUAGCCGAG